Molecule: messenger RNA, 5661 nt
Organism: Papilio machaon (common yellow swallowtail)
Lineage: Eukaryota; Metazoa; Arthropoda; Insecta; Lepidoptera; Papilionidae
Gene: jv
Product: protein javelin
Exons: 3
Coding region: 174-5606 (1810 amino acids)
Source: RefSeq, a predicted model, not a curated record
AGAGUCGUGAGCCGCGCGGAUACGCGGUGUACAACCAAACGGUUUGGCACCCCUGGAAAUAUAUAGUUUUCUAAUCUGUGGAAUUAAUAGACUCUGUGAAAUAGUGAUCGGGCUUUAGUGUCAGGGGUGUCAAGGGUGUCAGUGUCAGUGACGGUGUGUGGCAUGGGACAGUAAUGGGGGCGGGACACAGCGCGGAGGGCGACUGCGGCGCCUACGCCAGCGACCCUUCGACGCAUGAUCGGCGGAAAACCAACAAAAGAAGGCGAAGGCACUCGGUGGACUCGGUCGCGUCGUAUUCUAGCCAGAAUCACGUAGACCGUAUAAGGACUCAGAAUUUCUCAGCGGCUUCUUGUCAAGAAGACGUAGACUUUGGGUCGAUCAAGACCAGUCUGUUCAGGCGUUCGACGUCUAAUUUGGAUUACCCUAUUAAACGACCCGACAGCGUCACUUCCAAUACAAGCUCUACAAGAAGCCGCCUUCGAGAGCUCGUAGAAAGGAAAUCGAGUUCAGAGGAACAUAAGCCCGCGGCAAACACCGUCGCCGACAUACAGUACUUUGAGAACCCUGCUGAAACGUUAGAGUUCGACAAUCCGAGGAACUCCCUCGACUCCAGAAACAGCCAAGAAGAACGGCCUAAAAAGAAAAAGCAAUCAAAGAACAAAGAGAAAAAUAAGGAUUACUGUGAGAUUAAGAACAAAAAACACGAAAAAUAUCAAAGUAAGUUGGCGGAAUACUACAAACUACCAAUUCAAUUACCUCAAGACGAAUUCUAUCAACAUUUAACAAGAUCACGAGCGGCAGAAGAACUCCUGCAAAAACGUUUUUCGAACUCUGAUACAGAAUUCAAUGGAAGUUACGGCAGAUUGUGCAAGCAUAAAGAAAACGAAGGAUCGACGAAUCUAAGGCGAAGUCGAAGCUUGGCUGUAAUACGAGAGGAAACUUUUACGGAUCUUCAAAUACAGAAUCACGCCAAAAACAAAAGGUCACAGCUCAUACCACGCGCUCGUUUGUUCGAUAAACCUUGCUUUAGAGACAGGUUACCUGGUCGUGCUAAAUAUCAAACGAAAGAAGAAGUUUUAGAAGCCAUUUACAUUGACAGCACUGCUUCCUGUUUCGGCGAUAUAAACAGAUCAAAGGUAGACGACAUUCCAGACGACAAAGUUCAAAACGGAUCAGGGAAAGAAGACGACGUAUCUCAGAACGAAAGUCGUCAAUCGCAGUCUAUUGGAGGUAGUUGGCCUAAUUUAAUAGAAGAAUCUAAACAAACUAACCUUUCUGAAGAUAGCAUCGGCCACUCGCGAAACCCAAGCGAGAUAGAUAGCUUAGAUUCAAACUACGUUCGAAAGCACUACAACUUUGAAGAACAUCUAAAAAAUUACAAAGAAAAUUCAGAUACUGAACACUCCUUUAAUUCGGGAAAUAUUAAUAAUAAAGAACUUUACAUUGCUAACAACGACCACAACGGUGAAAUCGAAGAAGAAGCGAUAUCUAAGAAUAAAUCACCAUUUCACUCUGAAGAGAACAUUUCUAUAACCCGAAGCGACCAACCCAAAUGCGUACAUGAUUCUAUUUUGAUACCUGAGAAAGACGAUUCAUAUGACGAGAUUUCAAUCAGGAGUAACAAAAGCCCAAUACAAGAAAUUUACGAUACAGCAAUCGUAAAUAGUACUAAGACUUCAGAAGAUAAAGAUAUUGACUUACAAUCAGUUAUAUCAGAGAACGACGGAACUAUUUCCAGUCCACCAGAUAGUAUAACAUCAUAUAUAUCAAUCUCCAUAGCAUCAUCAACUGACAAGUCUCAAAAAUUAGAGCACCUAGCCAAUUCCUUAGCUGAGAAAAUAGACGAAUAUUGUGACACACAUUUUAAUGAAAAUAACUCAGUAAUUUCUAACAAUAUUAACACAGAUUAUCAUAAAAACUCAAAUACAGACCCCAUUUACACAAAAGUACAGAAAAAAACAUUUGCUGACAUAAGAAAAGAUUCACUUAAAAAGAGAGAAGAUAAAAGUCCAAGUAACGAGAUAUACGUUAACAAUACAUACAUAGAAAAUAAAAAUAAGAAAAACAAUUGUACAUCUACCAGGAAUAUAACUACGGAACCGUUUGUAACCACUUUAAUAGAAAAUCAAUACUACUCAUUGCCUGAUAUUAACAUAAGUAAGUGUUUAAGAAAAUCUGAACGAAUAGAUGCUCAAUUAAGAGAAGAAGACAAAGAAGACAUACCGUGCGAAAACACUUAUGAAAUAGCUCACACAAAUUUUAAAGAAAUAUUAGCUGCAAAGAGCAGUGAACAAUACGGUCAUUUGAAUAGAUCUUACAAUCAGUCUCCUCAGCUUGCAACAAAUACUACUGUUUACGUACCAGAAUAUAAGGAAGCAAAUAUAUUAAAUAGCUUCACAAAAUUAGAUGAUGAUUUAGAAUCUAUUGUAACAAUAGAAAGUUCUAACGUUGACGAUCAAAAUUACUACAAUUCAGGUGUUCAUCAUCAAAACGAAAGGGAAAUCAAUGAAAUAGAAGGAACAAUACGAAAUAAUAAAAUUAUUACGAAAGCAGAAAGUUUAAAACUCUCGAGCUCAAUAAUAAGACCAGACAUAAAAAUAUCGAAGUCCUUAUCAAACGAUAACAUCAACAAGUCUGUAUUAGAAAAAAACAAGAAAACCAAUAUAAGAAAACAUUAUUCGCUACGCCAAAGAGAUCCUUCUAAUGAUAAUAUCCGAAUUCCAAGUCCAGACACCGUAGAGAAAACAUUACAUAGUUGUAUUGAAACUGAAAAUUUGAAACCAAAAAUUCCUGAAGGAGUAAAAAGUAAUUCUCUUUUAUCACGAGUGCAGUCAUUUAAGACUUCGUCAGAAUCGAGUAUUACAAUAUUACCACUUAGUGGACAUCAAACAAUAGUCAUAGAUCCCCCAAUUACAAAAAGUGUAACAGACCUUUGUCACACAAAUACUACAGUUCACACGCCCGACAUUUUACAAAAAGAAAGUAAAGAAGAAAAAGUAGAAGAAACAAAUCAUAAUUCGUUAGGAUCUAUUGAAACAUCUAAUUUCUACAUUCCAAAAGAUCCAUUUAUUACUAUAAAGCUAAACAAAGUUGUGAAAAAAACCAUUCCAAAACUUACGAAAGAAAUACCCAACCAAACUUUCAUAGAGCAAGUUAAAAUCGAUAAACCUCCUAGCAAAUUAAUAAUCAAAGAUAGUAAUAAUAGUACUAUUACAUCAACAUAUACUAAAGCAACAGAUAAAAUGACACGACCUCAAGUAAUACGAGUGGUUGAUUCAAAAAACAAAAUUGCAUCAUCUAACAACAGUACUGAAAGUAGCAAUUGUGAAAUAAGUAAAACCAGUAACAAAGUUGACAGCAAUGAAAAACCGGAAAAGAAAGAUGACCACUUCGAAAAUAAGAACGACAACAAAAAUGAGUUUACAGUUAAAGAAAAAUUACACAAUGCAAUAAAAACAGACCUCGAAUACCAGGAAAAAAUAAAUUCGGUUAAAAGUUAUUGGUCGAAAUUAAUAGAAAAACCGACAGAAGAUCACUUAAAACAGGAGGUUACAGAAAAUGAGAAAAGUGCACCAAAUAAUAAUAUAACGACAAAAGUGGAAAUAACUGAAACAAAAAAUGAUGAUACAAAAUAUGUACCAGAGAUAUCUGUAGGGAGCAUCAUCAAAUCUUUAGAAAGUGUUAAAAUUGUCGACAGUAUUAAAAAAAUAAGUCAAACAACAAAAAAAUUGCAAUUGUGGAAAGAAGAAACUGAAAAGGUUAAGAGUGAUUCCGAAAUAGAAGAACCGACUGUACAAAAAAUUAAAAAAGAGAGCGAAGGAACUAUUUACGACCGACCUAAACCGACUAAAAUAACGAAAGAGGGAAAUCAAGACAUGAGUCGAGACACCCCAGAAAUCGAAAUAGUGGAAUUAAGUAGUGAGGAUAACCAAAAUCAAAAAACUCAAGCAACCAUUAUUAAAGCUAAGGGAUACGAAAAAGGAUGCGACGAAUUUGAUCAUGUUCGGUAUAAAGUAAUGAAAUCUGAACUAUUUAAAAAUAGUAUGAUUGCUAAUUACCGAAAAGAAGCACAAUUCGAUGGUUUAUUACAAUAUUUACAAGAUUACAGCUUCCAAGAAUUAUUAGUAAAUAAUAACAUUGUUAUUAUAGAACCAGUAAGAACAAAAGUGGAACCUACGCCAAAGAAAAAUAAUAAUCUCGACCCUUGUAAAAUUCCAUCAUCACUUUUGAAAAAGAAUGAUAACAACUCAGGUCAGAUAGAUAAGUCAAAAAACGCAAUAAAGCGUCAUUUCUUUUAUCAUCCAAUUAGGGUGAAUAAAGAAAUAAUAGAAGAAGAACUUCCGAAUCCAGAUACAGUAAAGAAGGUACGGAAUUUAUUUGAAGAUACUUUAAAAAUGAGAUCCCCGGUAAGUCAAGAUCCACCACUUGUUAAUGAAAAUAGUAGACUGACAAGAAGGGCAACGUCCUACAGAAAUAUAAGUGAAGAAAAUAAAACAAGUAAGAUUGGUGGAAGAAAGAAAGUAAUACGUCAAUUAACAAUUGACACUAACAUUGGAAACAAAAAAUGGGACAAUGCAAGUCUUUCAAGUGGUGUUUCAAGCGGUGACUUAAGUUCUAAUAACGAAUUUGACCAAGACGGUCCCUACUCAAAGAAUUUAAAAGAUAACGUAUAUAGCUCCAGUGACGAAUAUCUUUACGAUUCAAUGAGCCAAGAUUUUUGUUGCGAGAGUCAAUAUGUAAGCCCUGAAAUUCUGAAAAAAAUAAGAGAUUGUGGAACAUCUAUAACCUAUUAUGGAGGAAAAGUCUUAAAUUCCAAAACAGGAUCGUCUGUAAGUCCGAUGACCAAAGUUAUAAUGGAUGAAAUAAAAAGUUUGCAAAAAAACUGCAGUAGAGAUUGUUACUCUUGUCAAACUAAGUGCAAAGGUGACAAAUGCUCAUGUCUUGUAGCUGACAGACACGCGCAAAUGGUCGCCGACAAGCAAAAUUUGAACAUUUCAGAAGAAAGGUUAAAUCAAGAAAGUUAUGAUAGAAUCAAACGUUCUGAUGGAUUUCCGGGUUUUAAAUUUAAGCUCGUUAAAUCCAACAGUUGCAGCAGUCGUUUGGAAUUAACAGGAACCGAUGAAAGUCAAAACCCUAGACUAAAGUACAGAAAACAGAGAUCUACAGAAGAUCCUCCAUUAGUUCACGAUGAGGACAAUUCUGUUAAAAACAAAAUUUGUCGUUUAGAAAGUUACAAUAAAGGAAUCGUUAAGACCCCUUUUGAAAAUAACAACAACGAAAAUAAGAAAUUAAACUUAAACGUAAGGCCACAAGUAAAUAAAGUGAGCGAAGAGAAAGAAGAAAUCUCAAUACAUUCUUCGAACAACAACGAACAUCUGAAAAAGGAUAAAGAGCGAGAAGGUGAAGAUAGCUACAAUAAUCUGGUACAAUGUGAUAACCAGAAUAUCAACGAUGCACACACUUUCGAAAAAAAAUUCUAUUACCUCAACGAAAAUUUAGACUCCAAGAAUGUACCAACAGGAAAAUUUGGAGAAAUGGUGUUCGAAGAAUUUGAAGUUUUAGAAUCAUGUUAUGAUAGUUUAAACAGCAAUAAGUCAUUAAAGUAAUUUAAAAUAUUUAUAUUAAAUCUCUUGAAUACAUUAAAUGUGAUCUGUAAUCAAA